Messenger RNA from Phodopus roborovskii (desert hamster), 489 nucleotides. RefSeq names its product cyclin-dependent kinases regulatory subunit 1-like. Gene Ontology annotation, cellular component: SCF ubiquitin ligase complex; cyclin-dependent protein kinase holoenzyme complex. Lineage: Eukaryota; Metazoa; Chordata; Mammalia; Rodentia; Cricetidae. Bases 41 to 280 code for a protein of 79 amino acids. The transcript has a single exon. Gene Ontology annotation, biological process: regulation of mitotic cell cycle. The record is from RefSeq and is a predicted model, not a curated record. Gene Ontology annotation, molecular function: cyclin-dependent protein serine/threonine kinase activator activity; ubiquitin binding; histone binding.
CGCGGGGCUGAGGGCCUGAGGGCCCUUGGGCAGACCGGUCAUGUCGCACAAACAAAUUUACUAUUCGGACAAAUACGACGACGAGGAGUUCCAGUACCAGCAUAUCAUGUUGCCCAAGGACAUAGCCAAGCUGGUCCUUAAAACCCAUUUGAUGUCUGAAUCUGAAUGGAGAAAUCUUUGCGUUCAGCAGAGUCAGGGAUGGGUCCAUUAUAUGAUCCAUGAACCAGAACCUCACAUCUUACUAUUCCGGCAGCCACUACCCAAGAAGCCAAAGAAAUGAAUCUGUUGAACCACCUUUCUUCCUCAAGAUUUACUCAGCUGUCCUUUCUUCCUACCAUCUUUCAGAUAGCAUGAUUAUGUUGCUCUCUUAUUUCUCAUUUUGAUAUUUAAAGAAUGUUCGUUCAAUACACUGUUUGAAUGUGCUGGUACCUGCUUUGCUUCUUGAGCUGAGCCACCAUUGCCACAACCUGUUAGAUGAGUAUGACCUCA